Sardina pilchardus (European sardine) is the source of this 2430-nucleotide messenger RNA. RefSeq names its product Yip1 interacting factor homolog B (S. cerevisiae) (gene yif1b). Gene Ontology annotation, cellular component: Golgi membrane; endoplasmic reticulum membrane; COPII-coated ER to Golgi transport vesicle. NCBI's taxonomy places the organism in Eukaryota, Metazoa, Chordata, Actinopteri, Clupeiformes, Clupeidae. The record is from RefSeq and is a predicted model, not a curated record. Bases 298 to 1212 code for a protein of 304 amino acids. Gene Ontology annotation, biological process: endoplasmic reticulum to Golgi vesicle-mediated transport. The transcript is spliced from 8 exons.
AUUCCUGGUUGCCCCAUCCACGUUUAAUGAUUGGCUACCACUGUUACGCAACAGCUUUUCAGCAAAUCUGAGCUUUGCAGCUAUCAGCGCUGUGUUAUGCCAUUGGUUAAAAUGUGAACUGGCCGUCUGAUUGGUGCUGUGUGUAAAACAGACGAUAAGUGAGCUAAUUUCGUUUUCAAGAAAGAGGGCAGUGUGGCUGGCUAGGAUGAAUGAUCUUCCCUGGAGUAACUUAAAUUGGUUGUUUUGAAGACUGGUUUAAUUACACUGACGUGUAGCUUCAAGUGAUAUAUCUUUGCCAUGGCUUAUCCAGCACAAAGUGGGUUCAGACAGCGUAAGUUACAGCCCAAAAUGAGGAUGAGGACCACUUCGACAGAUGGCGCAGAACCCAGCCCACUAUUCGAGGACACCAGCGCCGGACCAGGGGUAGCCGGCUACAGCAGAGCCCAGGACAAGGGACCAGCAGCCUACCCAGCCCAGACACUGCUCUCUGACCCCAUGUCCAACCUAGCCAUGGCCUACGGGAGCAGCCUAGCCAGCCAGGGCAAAGAAAUGGUGGACAAAAACCUUGACAGAUUCAUCCCCAUAUCCAAACUGAAGUACUAUUUUGCAGUGGACACUAUCUACGUUGGGAAGAAACUCGGGUUGCUGGUGUUCCCAUACAUGCACGAGAACUGGGAAGUGAGCUACCAGCAGGACACCCCAGUGGCGCCACGCUUCGACAUCAACGCCCCUGACCUGUACAUUCCAGUCAUGGGCUUCAUCACGUACGUGUUGGUUGCAGGCUUAGCGCUGGGAACGCAGAACAGGUUCACCCCUGAGAUCCUGGGGAUGCAGGCCAGCUCUGCGUUGGUGUGGCUCAUCAUUGAGGUCCUAGCUACGCUGCUCAGCCUCUACCUGGUCACCGUCAACACAGACCUCACCACCAUUGACCUGGUGGCCUUCUCUGGAUACAAAUAUGUUGGUAUGAUAGUAGGGGUCGUGGCAGGACUCCUCUUUGGGCGAACGGGAUACUACCUCACACUCCUAUGGUGCUGUGUCUCCAUCUUUGUGUUCAUGAUCCGCACCCUGCGCCUCAAGAUCCUGUCGGAGGCGGCGGCCGAGGGCGUGUUGGUCCGAGGGGCCAAGAACCAGCUCCGCAUGUACCUCACCAUGUCUAUAGCGGCCGCCCAGCCCAUCUUCAUGUACUGGCUGACCUUUCAUCUGGUCAGGUAAACAAAGGCAGAGGUGAACAGAGCCGACAGCGCUACCAAUCCCACAGGACGCAGCCCAACAUCCGGUGUCCACCGGGGUUCCAUCCAGUCACCGCGGUAACGUAAACAGCAGAAGCAGCCUGCAGCAUUCAUGACAGGAAAACGUCAAAAACAAAGGAUUUUUCUACACACGUUCGGCCAUCACACAGACAGGUUUUUCUUUUUCUUUUUUUUGCACGAGGAGAGUGAAAUAAAUGGGACUGGCCAUGCCGUCACAGUUUCACAGCACAAGGGGUUUUUUUGUCGACUUUAUUUUUUUGGAUGCUUGUCUUGUUUUUGUUCUUUUUCUAUGUAAAUGUAUUGAGCAAUCAUUGACUUUUCACGUUUUUGUAUAAUAUAAAAUGACAUGAACGUGUGCAAAUCCCAGUGAUGUGGCCAAAGUCCCUAAAACGCUAAUCACUCAAGAGAGGCUAUUGUGGAGCUACGGAUGGACCUGUGCACUGGCCUUUGCAUGGAGAGAGAGACACCGUCCACUUUUUUUUUUUCUUCUUUUUUUGCUCUAACACAAAGUCCUGUCUGCGUGGCUGCCUCUGUGGCAAGAUGAGCCGAUGGUGAGACUGGCUCAUCUCUAUGAUGUGUAGGCGUAUUGCCUGUGUGUGUGUGUGUGUGUGUGUCUGUCUGUCUGUCCCAUUUUUAAGUCAUAAUGUGCAUAAUAUGCAGCAUUUCUGUGAUAACCCUAAAAUAUGUGGAAAACCAGGGCUGUUGGCCAGGCCCAACCAUACCUGGUAUGUUUUUUUAAUGUCUUGUUAUCAAAUUGAUAUUAAAUGUGUGCAAUGCCAGUGCUGGAAUGUCAAGUCACAGAUAAACGUUGUUCUUUAAUUUCUUUUUUUUUUUGCAUUUCAUCCUUAUUUUCUACAUCUCGCAUCCUCAGGAAGGCUCUGCCUUAGAAAAGAGGGACAUACGUUCAUGUUUGAAAUAAAUAGAAAAACUGGAUUUUUUUUUUGAUUGACAUAAAAUCAUGAAUUUCUCCAGAUCUUUUGGGACCCACCACUCCAUCACAUUUUCUGUGUUAUUUAUCUCAUAUCAAGUCAAGUCUGUUGUUAGCGCUUAGCCUGGUAACAGAACACACACGACUGUAUAACAUGAGUUUAAACUGCUUCUGUUCUCCAUACCUCGUGUUUAAAACAGCGAAGCCAAAUGUCGGCUUUAAAAGAUGCCCAAUAAAGCCAGGUGUGUUGCA